CCGGCCCAGCUGAGCCGUCCUGCCGCCGAGCUGGCCGCCGACCCGCCCUUCUUGGCACCGCGGUCGGGAAGCCAAGGUCUCGGAAAGGCCUGCCCGCAUCGCCCCUUUGCCAAGUGAAGUCUCCAUUCUCCCCUGCCAUGUCUUCCCACAAGACUUUCCGGAUCAAGCGGUUCCUGGCCAAGAAACAGAAGCAAAACCGCCCCAUCCCCCAGUGGAUUUGGAUGAAAACUGGCAACAAAAUCCGGUACAACUCCAAGAGGAGACACUGGCGGAGAACCAAGCUGGGACUGUGAGGGACUGCAGCGGAUGGCACGUGUGUCUGCGCUGCGCCCCAGGGUUAUUGUCAUCUUGUCAAGUUGAAAAUGUCACCACUCUUUGCAUUGGGAAAAUGGCUUUCCCUUUUGUUUCGGUAAUCUGUACUAGUGUGUUAGUUCAGUAAUAAAUUUGUGAAAACUUUGGUUUUUGGCUGU
Messenger RNA from Ochotona curzoniae (black-lipped pika), 470 nucleotides. Its product is annotated as 60S ribosomal protein L39-like. Gene Ontology annotation, molecular function: structural constituent of ribosome. The transcript is spliced from 2 exons. The record is from RefSeq and is a predicted model, not a curated record. NCBI's taxonomy places the organism in Eukaryota, Metazoa, Chordata, Mammalia, Lagomorpha, Ochotonidae. Bases 138 to 293 code for a protein of 51 amino acids. Gene Ontology annotation, biological process: translation. Gene Ontology annotation, cellular component: ribosome; cytosolic large ribosomal subunit.